AUGACGGACUACGAAGGAGCCAGGUACGAAGCCGACGAUUUUAACAACAAUAUCAACAGCAACGGCGGCGACGGCCACUACGCGGCAGCUGAUGACGCCGCAGCUGGAGUCACUUCCCCUCAGGCGCGAGGCAGUGGCCACGACGCCGCGGAUGACUGCGGCGAUUCCAGAUCUCAGCAUGAAUCUCGAGAUGUCGAAAGAGAAUCAUCAAAGAGUAGGGAAAAGGAAAGAGAAAGAAGGCGCGGCAAAGAGAGGGACCGAGACCGUGAAAGGGACAGGGAUAGAGAGAAAAGCAGAGACAGAGAUAGGGAGAAGGACCGAGAUAGGGAUCAUGACCGUCAUCACCGUGAUAGAGAUAGAGACAGAGAUCGACACAGGGAUCGCAGUGAACGAAGGGAGCGAGGUAGAGAUAGAGAUGGCGAUGAUGACCGCCCUCGAAGCCGGGAUUAUGAUAGGCAUAGAGAUCAUGAUAGGGACAGAGAAGAGAGACGCAUACGCAGCUCGCGUUCUCAUUCCAGGGGUCGAUCUCCUUCAAAGGGUAGAUCCGAACACCGGUCAAGGUCACGCUCUCGAUCACGUUCUAAGAGCAAAAGACGUAGUGGUUUUGAUAUGGCUCCUGCAGCGCCUGCAAUGCUGCCUAUCCCUACUGCUGCAGGCCAGAUUCCAGGGGCCAAUCCUGCCCUUGCUGGAAUGUUUCCCAACAUGUUUCCGCUUACAGCGGGUCAGACAUUUGGAACACUUCCUGUAAUGCCAGUUCAGGCAAUGACACAGCAGGCUACCAGGCAUGCACGGCGUGUAUACGUUGGAGGGCUUCCUCCUUCAGCUAAUGAGCAGUCUGUUGCUACAUAUUUUAAUCAAGUCAUGGCAGCCAUUGGAGGAAACACAGCUGGCCCAGGUGAUGCUGUUGUAAACGUGUAUAUAAACCACGACAAGAAGUUUGCCUUUGUGGAGAUGAGAUCUGUUGAAGAGGCCAGUAAUGCAAUGGCUCUGGAUGGUAUUAUGUUUGAGGGAGCUCCUGUGAAGGUGAGGAGGCCAACUGAUUACAAUCCAUCUCUAGCAGCAACGCUUGGCCCUAGUCAACCAAAUGCCAACCUGAACUUGGGUGCAGUGGGUCUAACCCCAGGUUCUGCUGGUGGACUUGAGGGUCCAGACCGCAUAUUUGUGGGAGGACUUCCCUAUUACUUCACGGAGGCCCAAGUUAGGGAGUUGUUGGAGUCUUUUGGGUCGCUCCGGGGAUUUGAUUUGGUAAAAGAUAGAGAAACUGGAAACUCAAAGGGUUAUGCAUUUUGUGUGUAUCAAGAUGUUUCAGUGACAGACAUUGCAUGUGCUGCUCUGAAUGGAAUUAAGAUGGGCGAUAAAACACUAACUGUUAGGCGCGCCAACCAGGGUGCGAAUCAGCCUAAACCUGAGCAAGAGAGUAUACUAAUGCACGCCAAACAGCAGAUUGCUUUGCAGAGACUCAUGCUGCAGCCGGCACCUACUAAAGUUGUCUGCUUAACACAAGUUGUCACGGAGGAUGAGCUGAAAGAUGAUCAAGAGUAUGAAGACAUCUUGGAGGACAUGAGAAUAGAAGGCGGGAAAUUUGGUAAUUUGCUGAAUGUAGUCAUCCCCAGGCCAAGUCCUGAUGGUGCUCCUUCGCCUGGAGUUGGCAAGGUCUUCCUGGAGUAUGCAGACAUUGAUGGUGCAACGAAAGCUCGAGCUGGUAUGAACGGCAGGAAAUUUGGUGGGAAUCAAGUGGUGGCCAUCUUUUAUGCAGAAAACAGGUUCCAUGAAGGUGACUAUGAUGGAUGA
Linum trigynum is the source of this 1791-nucleotide messenger RNA. The record is from the annotation of a GenBank genome assembly. NCBI's taxonomy places the organism in Eukaryota, Viridiplantae, Streptophyta, Magnoliopsida, Malpighiales, Linaceae.